Molecule: messenger RNA, 3257 nt
Organism: Hipposideros armiger (great roundleaf bat)
Lineage: Eukaryota; Metazoa; Chordata; Mammalia; Chiroptera; Hipposideridae
Gene: HID1
Product: HID1 domain containing
Exons: 18
Cellular component (GO): Golgi medial cisterna; Golgi trans cisterna; membrane
Source: RefSeq, a predicted model, not a curated record
AUGGCCCCAUGUUGGGCAAACUGUGGGCCCGUUGGUAAGGGAUUGUGCAACUCUGGACACUGGGUUCUCCCACAGCCUGUGGAAGCCACUGAUGACGCCUUUUGGGACCAGUUCUGGGCAGACACAGCCACCUCAGUGCAGGACGUCUUUGCGCUGGUGCCAGCGGCAGAGAUCCGAGCUGUGCGAGAGGAGUCACCCUCCAACCUGGCCACUCUGUGCUACAAGGCUGUCGAGAAGCUGGUGCAGGGAGCCGAGAGCGGCUGCCACUCGGAGAAGGAGAAGCAGAUUGUCCUGAACUGCAGCCGGCUUCUCACCCGAGUGCUGCCCUACAUCUUUGAGGACCCUGACUGGAGGGGCUUCUUCUGGUCCACAGUGCCCGGGGCAGGGCGCGGAGGGGGAGAGGACGAUGAUGAGAACGCCCGGCCCCUGGCAGAGUCCCUGCUCCUGGCCAUCGCNGCUCCCAUGCUGCUGCUCCUCAGGGACUCAGCGGAGGACAUCCACUCCCUAGAUAGCUGUGAAUACAUCUGGGAGGCCGGCGUGGGCUUCGCACACUCUCCCCAGCCCAACUACACCCAUGACAUGAACCGGAUGGAGCUGCUGAAGCUGCUGCUGACGUGUUUCUCUGAGGCCAUGUACCUGCCCCCAGCUCCCGACAGUGGCAACACCAACCCGUGGGUGCAGUUCUUUUGUUCUACGGAGAACAGGUGAGGGGGCGCCUGGCCUUGCUUUCCGUUUUCUUCCCGCUUGUUCCAGGCAGCUCAGAGCUGAGGCCACUCUCCAGCCCUAAGAGUCUUAUUUGAGGGGAGGUGCUGCCCCCUGGUGGUGAUGACCUGUAACUUGACUGCCACACUUGAUGCCAGCGCUGUCCAAUGUCCCACUGGGGGGCCCUGGGGGACCUGGGUACCCAGUGGGCACCUGGUGGUGAGCUUGGGGCUAUCUGAGGUCAAGAAGGCACUGCUGCCAGAACCUAGGCCUGGGGUAGGGGCAGAGGGUGGGGACACCUGCUCACCCCAGCCCCGCCCUUGGCAGCCUCCAGGGCCUGAGAACCUGUUUGUGAACUACCUGUCCCGCAUCCAUCGUGAGGAGGAUUUCCAGUUCAUCCUCAAGGGCAUAGCCCGGCUGCUGUCCAACCCCCUGCUCCAGACCUACCUGCCCAACUCCACCAAGAAGAUCCAGUUCCACCAGGAGCUGCUGGUCCUCUUCUGGAAGCUCUGUGACUUCAACAAGAAAUUCCUCUUCUUUGUGCUGAAGAGCAGUGACGUGCUGGACAUCCUGGUCCCCAUCCUCUACUUCCUUAAUGAUGCCCGAGCAGAUCAGUCUCGGGUGGGCCUGAUGCACAUUGGUGUCUUCAUCCUGCUGCUUCUGAGCGGGGAGCGGAACUUUGGGGUGCGGCUGAACAAACCCUACUCAGUGCGCGUGCCAAUGGACAUCCCGGUCUUCACGGGUACCCACGCCGACCUGCUCAUUGUGGUAUUCCACAAGAUCAUCACCAGCGGGCACCAGAGGCUGCAGCCCCUCUUCGAUUGUCUGCUCACCAUCGUGGUCAACGUGUCCCCCUACCUCAAGAGCCUUUCUAUGGUGGCCGCCAACAAGCUGCUGCACCUGCUGGAGGCCUUCUCCACCACCUGGUUCCUCUUCUCUGCCGCCCAGAACCACCAUCUGGUCUUUUUCCUCCUGGAGGUUUUCAACAACAUCAUCCAGUACCAGUUUGACGGCAACUCCAACCUGGUCUACGCCAUCAUCCGAAAGCGCAGUGUCUUCCACCAGCUGGCCAACCUGCCCACGGACCCGCCUGCCAUCCACAAGGCGCUGCAGCGACGCCGCCGGGCACCCGAGCCCUUGUCUCGCACUGGCUCGCAGGAGGGCGCCUCCAUGGAGGGCUCCCGUCCCGCGGCCCCCGCCGAGCCAGGCACCCUCAAGACCAGCCUGGUGGCCACCCCAGGCAUUGACAAGCUGACGGAGAAGUCCCAGGUGUCAGAGGAUGGCACCUUGCGAUCUCUGGAGCCUGCACCCCAGCAGAGCUCAGCAGAUGGCAGCCCAGCCGAGGAGGAACCCGGCCAGGUGUGGCGGGAGCAGCGACGACUGUCCAGUGCGUCAGCCAGUGGGCAGUGGAACCCAACGUCGGAGUGGGUCCUCUCCUGGAAGUCCAAGCUGCCGCUGCAGACCAUCAUGAGGCUGCUCCAGGUGCUGGUUCCCCAGGUGGAGAAGAUCUGCAUUGACAAGGGCCUGACGGAUGAGUCGGAGAUCCUGAGGUUCCUGCAGCAUGGCACCCUGGUGGGGCUGCUGCCCGUGCCCCACCCCAUCCUCAUCCGCAAGUACCAGGCCAACUCUGGCACGGCCAUGUGGUUCCGUACCUACAUGUGGGGCGUCAUCUAUCUGAGGAAUGUGGACCCCCCCGUCUGGUAUGACACCGAUGUGAAGCUGUUUGAGAUCCAGCGGGUGUGAGGAUGGAAGCCUGCAAGGGACAGAGGCCAGGGGAGGGCGGGGCCCUGGUCCCCACCCCCGUGCUGCCCCCGACCCACCAUCCGUUCUGAGCUUUAAAUUACUAUGAUCAGGUCUGGGGGCUGGCAGAGUGACCGAGUCCUGGGUGGCAGGCCCCAGAGACCCCUUGCGGCUGGGACAGUGGGGACUGGCUCUGACCUUCCCCAAGUAGCCCCCACCUGCCAGGAGCCUCAGCCGGAGCCCCUGCCUCACUCUGCCCACCUCCAGACUUCUGUCCUGACCCUCAGUGCCCGCCCACCUCCUCUGCUGCCCACCCCCAGAAGCCACCAGGUCACUGUGCCCUAAUGGGUUGCCCAAGAGGGAGCUGUGAGGUGUCCCCUGGGCAGUUGGGCAGGGUGAGAGGGAGCCUGUCCAAGCUUCUAACCUGAAACCACCUGGUCCAGGCCUGGCUCCAUGCCAGGGCCUAUGGACGGCCAGGCUGCUUGAGGAGGAGGCUGGGGGGUGGCUGACUGCCAAAGUCAGACCCCGUGCGUUUUAGGGGUUUGGAGUGGGGUGUUGAGGGUCUCCUGCUAUGUUCUCCCAGGUCAGUGAAUAUUGCCUGGCUGCCGUUUCCCCGGUUACAGGGGCAGCUGUUCAGUCCUCUCUGCCCUCACCCACUGCCUGGGUGACUGGUAGUGGGGGGGCCAGGAUGCCAGCCUUCAUCCUCCCCCUCCGUCCUCCUGGUUCUGGCCUCGGGCUCUCCCUCUCCCCACCUGUGUCAGUACAAUCUUUGCUCUGUACAAUCUGCCUCUUUACACAAUAAACCCUCAUCUCCA